Molecule: messenger RNA, 891 nt
Organism: Opisthorchis viverrini
Lineage: Eukaryota; Metazoa; Platyhelminthes; Trematoda; Opisthorchiida; Opisthorchiidae
Exons: 7
Coding region: 1-891 (296 amino acids)
Source: RefSeq, a predicted model, not a curated record
AUGUCAAUGAGAGAGCCAUUUCACUUCACUGCUUUCGACCUUAUGUCCCUGCUGGCUCUGCGUGAUCGAAUUCGAAUUGUGACAAUAUUCUGGGUAAAUGACGUACUUGCCAAGGGCCGCUUGUUACCUCCUUACGAAAUACUACACUUGCCGUCACCAUUCUCGAGUGAUAUCACCUUUUCAUUUAUCAAAUCUCAGAUAAUCUCUCUCACCGGCUUUGAGGGCAAGGAUCGUUUGAAAGUUGAAUUCUUGAUUCGACAACUGGGUGCAUCGUUUACCGACUAUCUCGAACCGUCGAACACUCUUCUGGUUUGUAAAGCCCCUGAAGGCAAAAAGUACGAAAUGGCGCAGUUGUGGAACAUACCUUGUGUGAACAUCCGUUGGCUGCAGGACAUCUACUUUGGGGACUUGACUGCCUUAGCUCUUGAUUUGCCACACAAAUACCUAUCUUUCGAACCAGCCGACGUGACGACCGCCCUGGAGAGGUGUACACCACGUGUACAGGAAUUAAUGGUCGGGUGGCAGACCCCGAUCCGACUCAAUCAGGAUGUUUGGAAUCGGUUGAACCAAUUGUCAACCGACUUUGCUAUUGAGGAGCGCGAGCGGAAACGGAAGCUCGAGCUAGAAGUAGUCAAUCAGCCGAAGGUCAAGAGAGCUAACUUGGGGAACGGAAUUCCAGUUACUAUAGUGUUAUAUCUUCUGAUUCGCCAAUCUAUGGUAUCUGCUGCUGGCCCGCUCCAGCGCUUAAUGCCGAAAAAAGACUCAGAAGGGAAUACAGCAGCUAUAUUCCAAACAAGCGAGUGCGAGAGCGUGAGUGCUUGCGAGUGCAAAAGUACAACGGUCUCAAGCUAUUUAUUUGAGGGACACCGUCUGAACUUGGUCCAAUGCUGA